AUGGCUAGGAUUCAAGAAGAAAUGCAACAUAGGGUCAAUGCUGUUGCUGGAACUUCUAUUGCUACUAUAGAUCUUCCUGUGCCACCACAAGAAAUGUGCUUAGUGCCUGGCGUGAGAAUACCCACAAAAUUGAAAUUCCCAUACUUUGAGAAGUAUAAAGGGGAAAGAGACCAUAAAACUCACAUUCGGUCUUACUGCCUAAAGAUAGUUGUGUAUUUUGAUGAUGAGAGAUUGCUCAUGCAUUUCUUUCAAGAUAGUCUGAGUGGAGCCUCACUUGAGUGGUACAUGCAGUUAGAGGGUAACCAUAUCCGUUCUUGGAGGGACAUAGUCGAAGCUUUCUUAAAGCACUAUCAAUACAAUACUGACAUGGCUCCAAAUUAUACCCAACUCCAAAACCUCACCCAGAAGUCCGACGAAACUUUCAAGGAGUACACCCAAUGUUGGAGGGAGUUAGCUACAGGAGUGCAACCUCAUAUGUUGGAGCGAGAGCUUGUGGAUAUGUUUAUGGGAAAUAUUCAAGGACCGUACUUGGAUAGGAUGGUAGGGAGUACAUUCUUUGGCUUUCCAGACUUAGUUAUCACCGGUGAGAGAAUUGAGAACAUGAUUAAAAUGGGAAAUAUCCAGAAUGCUUCUAGUACCUCUAGUGUAGUGAAGAAACCUUAUGUUGCUUAUGGGGGGAACACCAACAUACCGUGCACCUUAUAA
Lathyrus oleraceus (garden pea) is the source of this 705-nucleotide messenger RNA. RefSeq lists its product as uncharacterized. The coding region runs from base 1 to 705 and encodes 234 amino acids. Lineage: Eukaryota; Viridiplantae; Streptophyta; Magnoliopsida; Fabales; Fabaceae. The transcript is spliced from 2 exons. The record is from RefSeq and is a predicted model, not a curated record.